AUGCAGCAGCUGGAGGAUGAGAAGCCCAAGAAGAAGGUGACCGCAUACCUUCUCUACUGCGUUUCAACGGCCGUCAUCGGCUCCCUGCAGUUUGGCUACAACACUGGAGUCAUCAACGCACCCGAACAGAAACUGCGAGCCUUCUUUAACAAUGUGUCCAUGGAGCGAUACGGCGAGCCCUUCAGCGCGGGGGCGACCACCAUGGUGUGGAGCUUUGCUGUGGCCAUCUUCAGUGCGGGGGGCAUGGUGGGCUCCUUCUCUGUUGGAACCAUGGUCAACAAAUUUGGAAGACGGAAGUCCAUGCUGAUCACCAACAUUCUGGCUGUCCUGGGCGGCGGGCUGAUGGGGCUGUCAGCUGUGAGUCGGUCCUAUGAGAUGGUCAUCAUCGGCCGGCUGAUCAUCGGCGUGUUCUGCGGUCUGUGCACGGGUCUGACGCCCAUGUACGUGGGCGAGAUCAGUCCCACGGCGGUCCGAGGAGCCUUCGGCACACUCCACCAGCUCGGGGUGGUCAUCGGCAUCCUGGUGGCGCAGAUCUUCGGUUUGGAGUCCCUGCUGGGCUCGGAGACUCUGUGGCCUCUGCUGCUCGCUCUCACUGUCCUGCCCGCCAUACUGCAAAGCAUCCUGCUGCCCUUCUGCCCCGAGAGUCCCCGUUACCUGCUGAUCGUCCUGAACCAUGAGGAAGAGGCAAGAAAAGCACUGGUGCGUCUGCGCGGCACUGAAGACGUGAACGAUGAUAUCCAAGAGAUGAAGGAGGAAGGGAUGAAGAUGGCCAUGGAAAAGAAAGUGACCGUCUUGGAACUUUUCCGCUCUCCAAACUACCGCCAGCCGAUCAUCAUCGCCAUCAUCCUCCAGCUCUCCCAGCAGCUGUCUGGCAUCAACGCCGUCUUCUACUACUCUACCAACAUAUUUAAAACUGCGGGCGUCACUGAACCCAUCUACGCCACCAUCGGAGCCGGAGUGGUCAACACCGUGUUCACCGUGGUUUCUCUGUUCCUGGUUGAGCGGGCGGGCCGCAGGACUUUGCACCUCAUCGGGCUGGGUGGGAUGGCGGUCAGCGCUGUCCUCAUGACCAUCUCCCUGGCUUUAGUGCAGGAGAAAAACACGUCUCUCAGCUAUUUGGCGAUCGUGGCGGUGUUCGGCUUCGUGGCCAGCUUUGAGAUGGGUCCGGGUCCCAUUCCCUGGUUCAUCGUGGCUGAGCUCUUCUCUCAGGGACCUCGACCCGCCGCCAUGGCCGUUUCUGGCUGCUCCAACUGGACCGCCAACUUCCUGGUGGGGCUGGGUUUCCCCAAACUGGCGGAAAUUUGUGGUGCUUACGUCUUCCUCAUCUUCGUGGCUCUCCUCGUCUUGUUCUUCACCUUCACCUACCUGCGAGUUCCCGAGACAAAGGGCAGAACUUUUGACGACAUCGCUCAGGGAUUCGCGGCGAAGCCCUCCCACUCGCUGAUGCCUCAGGCCGCCGCUCCUGGCCAGCCGGACAGUAAAGACCCGCCCAUGUCUCCCACGGAGAAGUUCUCCAUGGUGGACAUGUCUCCAGACAAACAAUGAGCGCGUCGUGAGAACAGAGCACCAAUGAUUUCAGGAAGGUGUUUAUAGCGUGCAGCACUUGUCAGAGUUAUGUUGAGUAACUCUCAGGUCACGACGGAACAGCAGGGUGCGUUCGGAAGGAGCCGACUCAGCGUGUUGAUGUUAUUUUUAAAACGUUUAGGGUUUUUAUUUCAUGUUUGCUGUGUGCCAUUAAAAAAGAAAUACCCUAGUUAGAUAAGUUUUUAUUAAUUGACAUAAAUCUCUUUAAUCCUGCGUUGAACGUGGGCCCAACGUAAAUGAAUUACCAGUACUUAAUGUUAUGUCGACAUGCAUAGUGCCAUCGCCACUCAUUUUGCCACGUAAGAGGAUCAGCAUAUGUCCAGGGUUAAGUCCCAGGUCCUCGGCGACCAUCAGUGUUAAAAGGUUGCGGGAUUUAGGGGUUUGGGGUAUUGAGGUCAGGCUUGAAAAGCUGGUUUUGGAGCCUGGUAGUUUGACCCAAAAAAGGACUGACUUGCCCUUCCCGCCGGUCCGACAACGUGUCGCGUUUUACAGGGCGGGGGGGGGGGGGAUGGGGGGGGCGUGUUGUGAGGGACCGCAGGAGUCCCUCCACAAUAAAGGUCCAUAACAAAGCAGUGACGAUUGACUUUAGGAGAAACACAACACUUAACUGUACAUCCGCUUCGUGUUUCACUGCUUUACACUAUUUCAAGGCCAAUUUUGAACAAGAAUUCCUCCAUAGUGAUAAAAGAUGUUUACUUUUUCUGUGCAUAAUUGGCCCGUCAAGCCACAAACUUUCACAGUAAAGUAUUUACAUUUCAGGUGUUUUUACUGCCUUCAGUUGUGACAAUGCCUCGGCUCUGAAGAGUGUGUAAGGGUGUGUAAGGGCUAAGCUCGCAUACAAUCCUCUGAGAGUGUCAGUAUUGUGCUGCUCGGAAAGACAAGGACAUGUCAAGUUUUCACAGUCGGCCUCUAAUAUUAAUAUUUAUUGAUGAGAGAGACAUGUAGCACUGCCAAUGAUAAAACCCUCUAUAUUUUCUUCUUGAAAAACUCGAGCUAACUUCAUGUAUGUGCACAGUGCAACCACGCAUUUCUUGCUGACAUUGCAACAAUUACAUAAAAAUACUCAGGUGGUUAAAACCUUCAGUUUGUUCAAACUAUUGUAGCACUGAAAAUACAUUCAAUAUUCAUGUACUUGAAGCCUGUCUUUAAAACACCAUCUGGAAAAUCCAUAAAUAUGUUGCAAUCUCUAAAACUCAGUUUCUAAGUGCUUGUUCUCUGUUGAGGGACAAAUACAAAGUUAUGAUCAGCUGGUUUUUCAACACACAACACACAAUAAGUCUUUCACUGUGUGGCGAUGACGUCGAGUAAAAAUACUAAGUGAGUUCUAUUUAUUUCAACCGUUAACGCACAAAACUGUUGUUUUUUUUUUUUUGCUCCUUAUUGGGCUGAAACGUGUUUAUGAACUGUAGAGCGUCGGGUUACUACACGAUGAUCACCUGCUGCUGUGGCCGCUCAACGCUCAGUAAUAUUGUCUGUACAGUUGCGUCUUUGUCUCAAUGCGCGUGUGAACCGAUGAGGAAGCACUUUGAGCUUAGCAGUGUCUUGUUUGCACUUUAGCUGCUUGACUAGUUUCUAAUGAGUAGUUUAAUCUUUUACGCACAGCUUCUUGUAAAUAUAUUGAAAGUGUGAGAAAUGAUCAUGGUGUUGGUUUUCUCCCCUUCAGCGCCUUGUUGAAUCUGAAUUAAUUCCACUGAUUUUUUUUUUUCCCUUGGCCUGGUGACUGUUGCAAUGUCGCUUUGCAGUUCUCCACAGUAUUUACAUUUUAUAAAUAUAUGUAUUUUUUGUUCUUUAAUUGUAUUUUUGUGUAAAUAAACACUGGUACAGUCAU
This is a messenger RNA of Salarias fasciatus (jewelled blenny), 3412 nucleotides long. RefSeq names its product solute carrier family 2 member 3b (gene slc2a3b). The transcript is spliced from 10 exons. Gene Ontology annotation, biological process: response to insulin; dehydroascorbic acid transport. Gene Ontology annotation, molecular function: D-glucose transmembrane transporter activity. NCBI's taxonomy places the organism in Eukaryota, Metazoa, Chordata, Actinopteri, Blenniiformes, Blenniidae. The coding region runs from base 1 to 1545 and encodes 514 amino acids. Gene Ontology annotation, cellular component: plasma membrane; apical plasma membrane; basolateral plasma membrane. The record is from RefSeq and is a predicted model, not a curated record.